AUGUCUUUUGUGGGAAUUGAACUGAUAAUCUACAGAUUGCUUUAUGACACUCUUCAAUUUCUCACUAACCACCUUGUGGACUGUGUAACUCCUACCGGCAAGGUACUUCAACCUACUUUUCACUGUGGGAUAUCACCCUCUACAAAUGACUACAUAUUCGCUUCCUCAAACCUUGCUUCUUGUGCCAUUUCACACUCAGCAAACCCUCACUUUACUCAGCUUACUUCUUUGCAGAAUGAACUUUCUGUCUUUUUUUACAUCUUUGUAUCUACUCUCCCCACCUCCAAUUCUCUACAGACAAACUGGGAUUUAGUCAAGUCCGGAGUGACUCGCUUCAUUAAACAUUUCUCUCAUCAAAUCUCACCUUCCCUGUCCACUCUAGAAGCACAACUUCAAAAAAUUCUUGCUCUCUGGGCUGGCCGACAAUGGCCCAAACAUGGUGAAACUUCUGCAGGUUUCCUUAAACGCACCAUUGCUACAUGUCAGUCCAAAAAACUCAUCACCAGUCUAUACCAUCCUGUUACUGACUAUCUUUGCACUGAGUCUGACAGUAUGUCAGAGGUUGCUGCCGCCUUCUAUGAGACUCUCUGCUCUUUUGAGCCCAUUACUUCUGUUGCUUUUUCUCUUAACACUGUUUGCCAAGGUGCCUCUCAAUCUCUUAAUGCCAGUAGUUCUGGUUCCGAUGGAUUGUCAUACAAGAUUCUGUGA
Phycomyces blakesleeanus NRRL 1555(-) is the source of this 708-nucleotide messenger RNA. RefSeq lists its product as hypothetical. Bases 1 to 708 code for a protein of 235 amino acids. NCBI's taxonomy places the organism in Eukaryota, Fungi, Mucoromycota, Mucoromycetes, Mucorales, Phycomycetaceae. The transcript is spliced from 5 exons. The record is from RefSeq and is a predicted model, not a curated record.